AUGGAUGGUAAAGGAUCUCAGAAACGCGAUGGUCGUCGCGGCCGGCAUCACACAUCUGGAUCUUGGCGAAAACAACAGGAUUUCUCGCACCAAGACUAUAAGCAAGGUAAUCCGCAAGGCGAUCAACAAGGCGAUCAACAGGGCCAUAAGAGUCAUCAGCAGCGUCAUAAGCGGAAUCCCCUACCGGACUAUCAGCCAUUUCGCGCGCCCGUUCGUGAACCAGCUCAGCAGCCACCCCAUCAGCAACAGCCCGAUCGACAACAGCCCAAACAAGAACAGCCCAAACAAGAACUACCCGAACAGAAGCUGCCCGAACAGCAAAGUUCCCAAUCCUGUCAUUCCCCCAGCGAAGCCCCCAACGAGACUCAACGUUCUCACUCUCCGAAGACCAUCGCUAGCGAGGUUGACGCUCUGAGACGCGCUAUAGAAUUCGUCGGACAGCGCAAUGCCGAACUCCAUGUCCAGUUUGAAGAGCUCAAGGGAGAACUGUCGGGCAUGAAGGAGAAAUACGCAGGCCUCGAGGCAUCAAUCAAACAGAACAUCUCUAAACUCCCAGGCGGCACCCAGCUUCUGCAGGCUAUGGAAGAAAGGGAGAAACAGAAGAAGCGCCUCGAAAUCCGUCAUGCGCUACAGAUCCCCAGUCGGCCCCAGCGCACGGCCCCCCCUGAGGAGAAGCCUUACAUCGAGAGCAUCAUCGAGUUCUGCUACGAACUUCUCGAGCACGAGGUCAACGUGGCUAACGAACUGCGCAAGGAGCUCGCGUUGAUUACUCAGAAAAAUGCCGAGCUUCUUGAUCGCCUCGAGUCCGAGUCCAAAUCCAAAUCCAAGCCCACGACCAAGCCCGCUUCUCGUCGCGGAAACUCCACGGCUUAUUAG
Messenger RNA from Daldinia caldariorum, 876 nucleotides. RefSeq lists its product as uncharacterized. The record is from RefSeq and is a predicted model, not a curated record. The coding region runs from base 1 to 876 and encodes 291 amino acids. Lineage: Eukaryota; Fungi; Ascomycota; Sordariomycetes; Xylariales; Hypoxylaceae. The transcript is spliced from 2 exons.